AUGAAGCUCCAUCGUGCCUUGGCUGGCGUCUUCACCAUCGCCUCUGCUGUCGGAUUUCCAUCCGUCAACGCCCUGCGCGACGUCAUGUACUUGGACCAGUGGCACUCGAGCUUCCUCGAAACGCCGGGUAUAUUCACGAAGGAGGACUUUCGGGGGAUCACCCAUGUGAUCCUGGCGUUCAUGGAUCCAGCCAACUUCACCCAAGACGCCACGGCUAUUCAGCCUUGCAUCAAGGCCUCGGAACUUCGCCCCCACUUCGAUAAUGACACCCAGAUCGGAGUCUCGCUUGGUGGUUGGGGUGAUUACUCGACCAGUUUCAGUCAGGUGUCGACCGAAGGCACCCGAGCAGCCUUUGCUACCCAUCUUUCGAAUUGGCUGGCUAUGGAAGACCUCGACUUCGUCGAUAUCGAUUGGGAAUACCCAGGUGGAAAUGGCGCCGAUUAUCUGGUGACCCCGAAUGACAAGAAGACCAAAGAGAUCACUGACUUCCCGCUCUUCCUCCAAGCCAUCAAGAAGCAGAUCGGCACCAAGAGCCUCAGUAUUGCCGUGGGCGGCACUGCUACUGGCAUGCUCGCGUUCCCGAACAAGGCCCAGUCCAAAGCGGUCUGGGACAUUGUCGACUUUGUGAACAUCAUGGCGUAUGACUUCGUCAACCGACGCUCCAACGCAACUGCGUACCACACGGACGUCAACACUACGAUGAGCGCAGUGCAGAGCUGGAUGGCCCUUGGUCUUCCUCCCCAGAAGGUCAAUCUCGGCUUUGGCUUCUACGCCAAGUACUUCGAGCUGGGCAUCUCAGCUGGUCCCUGCCCGCUUCCGUGGAUCGGCUGUCUUAUUGCCGAGAGCGAAGACCCGGUUACUGGCGCGGACAACUUCAACAGCGGCAUCCUGACUUUCGAGCAGAGCGUCCUCUCCCCCAACCGGACCCUUUACCACGGUCUCACCCCCGACGGUUCCUGCGGUGUCCUGAACGGCGCUACUACAGGCUUCUCGUGUAAUCCCGGCACCUGCUGCGGUGCGAGCGGCUGGUGUGGCAGUUCAGCCGAGCACUGUAGGGCUGGCUGCCAGACGGCUUGGGGAGGUUGCCAGGGCCCCGACACGGUAGCUUCUCUGCAGAAUGCACUCAAAUACGGCCAGACUGACUGGAGCAUCGGCGGCCAGUCCUACUUGGAUACUACCACAACUCCAAAUCUGUUCUGGACCUUCGAGACGGUGGAACUGAUGCAGCAGAAGUACGACAGAAUCGUCGCGGGGCUGGGGCUGGGCGGUGUCAUGGGAUGGUCGUUGGGCGAGGAUAGCUAUGAUUGGGCUUUUGUCAAGGCGAUGCAGAACAUGACUGUUACCUGGGCUCAGAGGGAUUGGAACAUGACCGUCUCCGCUAAGAGAUAUCACGCUUAA
This is a messenger RNA of Anthostomella pinea, 1398 nucleotides long. The record is from the annotation of a GenBank genome assembly. NCBI's taxonomy places the organism in Eukaryota, Fungi, Ascomycota, Sordariomycetes, Xylariales, Xylariaceae.